AUGACUGACAGCGUCAAGUGUGCAUUUGUGCUUGGAAUCGAGCUUUUGGACGGCGCAGAUGGAAGUGUGACACUAUGUCAGCAUCGGUAUGUAGAUGACAUACUCAAGCGCUUUGGUAUGGAUGAUUGCAAGGCCGUCGCAAGUCCAGUCGACAUGAGCUCUCGACUUGUUUCAAGUGAUGCAGCCACCAAGGUCGAUGCUCCUUUUCGCGAAGCUGUUGGUGUGUCGAUGCACCUGACCACUGCAACGCGCCCGGAUAUUGCGUUCGCCGUGGGCUAUGUGUCGCGAUUCAUGGAGAACCCCCGAGAAGAACACUUGGUUGCGGUCAAGCGCAUCUUCCGCUACCUACAAGGCACCAAGAUGCACGAAAUCUGCUAUAAGCUAAACAACAAGAUCGAAUUCCGUGGAUAUUCGGAUGCGGACUGGGCUGGUGAUCUUACCGACCGCAAGUCAACCUUGGGGUACACGUUCAUGCUACUUGGUGCGCCAGUGAGUUGGGGCAGCAAGAAACAGCCAAGUGUUUCGUUGUCCACGACUGAAGCUGAAUACAUCGCACUCAGCUUGACGAUUCAAGAGGGCAAGUGGAUUCAUCGUCUGCUUUGUGAGAUCGUGAUGGCUGCCAGUUAA
Peronospora matthiolae is the source of this 627-nucleotide messenger RNA. NCBI's taxonomy places the organism in Eukaryota, Oomycota, Peronosporomycetes, Peronosporales, Peronosporaceae. The record is from the annotation of a GenBank genome assembly.